UCAUGGUUAUGUUUUGAGCACUGUAUAGGCCUAAAGCAGAAACAUAUUUUAAUCGCAAGUUUUCAUCAUACUGACACUUUGGAUUUUCUCCCAGAGUGCGCUCAUUCAGGGUGUUUGGGGUGAGUAAUUUUAGUUUUUUUUUUUAUUUUACUAUCCAUCCAUAAAAAUGCAGUUCAAUAACUAUGUCCAACAACUAUGUUUUUAACUGUAUUAAUGGACUUUUUUUCCUCUAUAGAACAAAACCAAACUUGUAUCAAUUGAGGAAAUUGUGGAGUCAGUUGAAUUCCUGACAAAAAAUGUCAUCAAAUUUGAUGAUAAUGUGACACGAAAAGACGGCUUUUGGGGACAGGUGUGCAGUGCACAUACCAUUCCUAACACCAAAAACAAUCGCUAUAGACUUCUUAGAGCAUUUCGUAAGCACCAGCCAGAUUCGUCCCCAUCUCCAGUGCCAUCCGAGGACAGUGGAAGUGCCGCUGGAGAUGAAAGACGCAAGUCUUCUGAACCACACCAGCCAGAUUCGUCCCCAUCUCCAGUGCCAUCCGAGGACAGUGGAAGUGCUGCUGGAGAUGAAAGACGCAAGUCUUCUGAACCACAGCAGCCAGAUUCGUCCCCAUAUACAGUGCCAUCUGAGGACAGUGGAAGUGCUGCUGGAGAUGAAAGACGCAAGUCUUCUGAACCACAGCAGCCAGAUUCGUCCCCAUAUACAGUGCCAUCCGAGGACAGUGGAAGUGCUGCUGGAGAUGAAAGACGCAAGUCUUCUGAACCACAGCAGCCAGAUUCGUCCCCAUAUACAGUGCCAUCCGAGGACAGUGGAAGUGCUGCUGGAGAUGAAAGACGCAAGUCUUCUGAACCACACCAGCCAGAUUCGUCCCCAUAUACAGUGCCAUCCGAGGACAGUGGAAGUGCUGCUGGAGAUGAAAGACGCAAGUCUUCUGAACCACACCAGCCAGAUUCGUCCCCAUCUCCAGUGCCAUCCGAGGACAGUGGAAGUGCUGCUGGAGAUGAAAGACGCAAGUCUUCUGAACCACACCAGCCAGAUUCGUCCCCAUAUACAGUGCCAUCCGAGGACAGUGGAAGUGCUGCUGGAGAGGAAAGAUGUGAGUCUCCAGUCCAAGGCUUCAUGAUUAGUGAAUCAGAUGAAGACGGGUUUGUCAAAAUCUGUGUGCCUAAGAACCCCUCCUUCUUUUUCAUUGACAAGAGUGAGUGGGAUAACCUGAUAAAGAAGAGGAAAAAAAGAGGCUUUGCAGGACUUCAAUGGACC
This is a messenger RNA of Carassius gibelio (silver crucian carp), 1261 nucleotides long. RefSeq lists its product as uncharacterized. Lineage: Eukaryota; Metazoa; Chordata; Actinopteri; Cypriniformes; Cyprinidae. The transcript is spliced from 10 exons. The coding region runs from base 480 to 1124 and encodes 214 amino acids. The record is from RefSeq and is a predicted model, not a curated record.